Messenger RNA from Lachancea nothofagi CBS 11611, 675 nucleotides. NCBI's taxonomy places the organism in Eukaryota, Fungi, Ascomycota, Saccharomycetes, Saccharomycetales, Saccharomycetaceae. The record is from the annotation of a GenBank genome assembly.
AUGCUCGCAGUAUUGGAAGACUACCAGAAGAACUUUCUAGACCUGGCGCUGGAAAGCCAGGCGCUGAAGUUUGGGUCGUUCACGUUGAAAUCCGGUCGCCAGUCUCCGUAUUUCUUCAACCUGGGCCAAUUCAAUACCGGGAAGUUGUUGUCGAACCUGGCCACCGCCUAUGCGAUCGCCAUCAUCCAAUCAGACCUCAAAUUCGACGUCAUCUUUGGCCCGGCUUACAAGGGCAUCCCCUUGGCCGCCAUUGUGUGCGUGAAGCUUGCAGAGAUUGGCGGUACCAAAUUCCAAAACGUCCAGUACUCUUUCAACCGGAAAGAGGCCAAGACCCAUGGCGAAGGUGGUACUAUCGUUGGAGCUCCUUUGCAAGAACAGCGCGUCUUGAUCAUCGACGACGUCAUGACUGCAGGAACCGCCAUCAAUGAGGCUUUUCAAAUCAUUGCACAAAACAACGGUAACGUGGUCGGCACUAUUGUGUCUCUGGACAGACAAGAGGUGCUUAACACCGAGUCCAAAGAACGCUUGAGUGCCACUCAAGCUGUUUCGCAAAGGUACGGUAUCCCUGUGUUGAGUAUCGUUACUUUUGCCAACAUCAUCAACUACCUUGAGAGUAGGAUCACUGCGGAAGAUAAGCGGAAAAUGGAAGAUUACUUGCAGACAUAUGGCGUGUAA